Cylas formicarius (sweet potato weevil) is the source of this 3313-nucleotide messenger RNA. RefSeq names its product sodium/potassium-transporting ATPase subunit beta-2. Gene Ontology annotation, cellular component: sodium:potassium-exchanging ATPase complex. The record is from RefSeq and is a predicted model, not a curated record. Gene Ontology annotation, biological process: intracellular sodium ion homeostasis; sodium ion export across plasma membrane; intracellular potassium ion homeostasis. The coding region runs from base 117 to 1088 and encodes 323 amino acids. Gene Ontology annotation, molecular function: ATPase activator activity. Lineage: Eukaryota; Metazoa; Arthropoda; Insecta; Coleoptera; Brentidae. The transcript is spliced from 7 exons.
ACGCUUAUCGACGCGCAAUCCGAUAUUUUCUCAUCCCCUUAGUCGCCCUGUCCGCCUCUUCUUGCAGGGAAGAAGUCAGUGAGUGUGGGCAGCAUCGCAUAGCAAGUUUGAGAGCAAUGGCGGACAAAAAACAAAAUUCAGCUGCAGCCAACGACACGCAGUUUUACACGAAACCGCCGGAGUUAGGAAAAUGGGAAAGCUUCCGAAUUUUUCUAUGGAACCCGGACACGUCGCAAUUUUUGGGAAGAACCGCGAGCAGUUGGGCGAAAAUCUUGUUCUUCUACAUUUGUUUCUACGCUGUUCUCAUUGGCUUCUUCGCAACGAUGUUGACAGUAUUCUAUCAAACUUUAGAUUAUAAAGUGCCCAAGUGGCAAUUAGACAGAUCGUUAAUAGGAACUAAUCCAGGUUUAGGUUUUAGACCUAUGCCACCAGAAAUUAACGUAGAAAGUACUUUAGUUUGGUACAAGUCGGCUAAUAACGAAAAUAUUAAGUACUGGAGCGAAGAGCUGGACAAAUUUUUAGUUGCAUACAAUAAGAGCAAUAACCCGCACGCCGACAGACUUAUUGACUGCGCCCCUUACACGCCGCCUCCAAACGACAAAGUGUGCGACGUGAAGAUCGAUCAGAGCUGGUACCCCUGCGUGCCUCUAGAAAGGUACAGUUACAAUACGACUGCCGCAGGACCAUGUAUAUUCCUUAAACUUAAUAGAAUUUAUAAUUGGGUCCCAGAAUAUUACAAUACAACAAAUUUACCAGCGGAUACAAAAGAUUAUUUGAAGAAGGCAAUACAAGACGAGACAAGGAAAAGUUCUGAUACCAAAAUGGUGUGGGUGACUUGCGAAGGUGAAAAUGUGGCCGACAAAGAACACAUCGGUCCGAUAAGAUACAUUCCCCAACGAGGUUUCCCAUCGCAGUAUUUCCCGUACAAGAAUCAGGAAGGUUACCUGAGCCCACUCGUGGCUGUUCAUUUCGAAAAACCAGCGCGUAACGUCCUGAUCAACAUCGAAUGCAAGGCGUGGGCAAAGAACAUCAUCCACGACAGAGCCGAGAGAAGAGGGUCCGUCCACUUUGAACUCCUGGUUGACUAGGAGGUUAAAUAAAUGUAUUGGCGCAUAGGGGGAGGCUAUAAUAUACCAACUGCCAAAAAACGCACGCACGCGGCGGAGCCCGAUUUUGCGUUAGACACUCUGUAUAGUAUGAAAAUUACGAACACGGUAUCAAGCUGGGAUGGUGGGGAUGAUACCAUUCUGACUGGCUUACUUUGGCGAUUUGUUUGUUGCACUAAAUUUCAAAAAGACUGGAGUUGGCGGCAACUUGCGAAGAAAUCCGAGUUUUUUUUUAAGCACAAACAGGUACAAAUUUAUUAAAGGCGCCAUACGUUUUGGCACUCGGCGUUACAACUACCAUCCCCACCAUCUUUGGUUUUUAUCGACAACGUAACGGUCUACGUAGUAGGUAGUAAUUGAGUAAUUUGAACCAAUAGUUCGGUUUUAGGUCACAUUGGUGCGCGAAUUCUGACAAUUAUUUUAUCGCCUUUCAUACUUGAGUUCCUUUAAGCUUACGUGGUGGUUGUAUUCGUUUUACCUAGACGUUUUUAUAGUAACAUUCGCGUUUCAUCGUUUGCUGAUGCAUGCAGCUACAAAGUUAAGCAAAAAAAAAACUAGCAAUUUACAGGGUGUCGGCACGAUAUCAACCAAUAACGUCAGUUGUAGGGAUACGUAUUCACGGCUGAACGGCAAGUAGCGUUCAGGUAAAUGCCCACAUGGACAAUACAUCAUCUUACACUAGAUACUACCUGAACGUCACUCGUCCCCUAUAUACGUCGGUCAUUUUCAGCAAUCCACAGGUUGACUCAGUCUAGUUAAUAACUGAUACCUUGUAUAUAUGCAUGGGCUAGCGUGGUUUGAUUUAAACUUUUUUAAUUGUUAGGCUACUUUGACCCAACGUAGGCUAAGUCCAAAUUUAUAUAAAUAUAUUUGUAGGUUGUUAAGCAGUUAGACUGGCGUUAUGAAACCAUCUUUGCCAUCUUUUCUUAGGACAUUUUGCUUUGGAUAAAGAAGAAACCGUUUAUUUCCACUUGAAUAUAUAGUAUUAAACAAUAAAUUAUUGUUACUAAUUGUGUAAUAAUUGUAACAGAGACUUUCGAAUUUUAAAAUUUUGUCUGAGGCGUGUUGUGAUAGGGCGAGUGUAAAUCGUACUUAUUUUUCGUGUAAAUAUAAUUUCGUUGCAAAUUUAGCUCAAGAAAAGCAAUUGAUAAGAUCUCCUGCGGCGAGCGAACGGUUAGGGAACGGCGGCGAAUCACCGACGAGUUUAUCCGCGUUGUUGUCGCGAAUUUCUUUUGGUAACGAACUAUUGGAAAAUGAUUUUCGAUGAUUCCCGCCGUGUUCGUAACCGCUGCCCGUUCAUCUAACGACUAAGCAUUAAUAUUAAAUUACCUAAAUUAUUGUUUCAAGUGUUGAUCAAUAAACAUUAAAAAUUAAACGUCGUGUUUAUGCACUGUUACAUUGCUAAAGGUAUAAUUAAAUAUAGUUUACUAUUACGCAGAACAAAAAGCAGAUUAAAGCAGAAAAGAAUAAAAAUAUUGUUAUAAAAUAGUAAUAACCUAAGUGUUAAGAGUACUUCAUAGAGUCUAGAGUAAUUUAGAUAACAACAAAUGUUCAGAUUUGCCACAGGAUCUGUUUCAAGACCCGAUUAUUUUUGGGUGCAUUUAGCAUAUCACAAGAGUGUGAACGUCGCCCGAGGUAAUGUUAAAACUGACGAUUACGCACAAAAACUGGUUACAAUAAUUUCGCCCAAAACUGUUUCCCGUAAGCAUUCCUUAACAAAAUUGGGAUUAUUCAAAACGGCUGCGACAAGCAGUUUCUAAUUUUGAUAGUUUUAGCAUUACCUCUCAAUUUUAGAUUGUAACUCAAUUAAAAGAUGAUUCAUAUUUCACGGUCGCAGCAGUGCGGACAUCUAAGUUGAUAUUUGUUUACUCAAAUAAAUCGAGAACGUCAUCAUCUGGGCGAUUUAAUAAUUUCAACUCGGCUCAUUAGGCGACACUUCCAAAACACUGUUGGCGCUUCAUUAUAAGGUAACAAUAAUGCAUCCGAAAUUCAUUCUGAGUUAAGUAUGUAUAUUUCCGCUUUCUGUGUAAAAUAAUCAUUUGUAACGAACAUAUUGUAAAGUCAUAAGUUAUAAUCUAAGUCAGAUCAAGUAAAAAAAAUUAAAUGGUUAAGCUCUAUCUUCAACUAAAUGACACACUUUCUGUUUAAUUUUUGCUAAUUGUUAUUUAUUGACAAAAUUAGUAUAAUAAAAUUUAAAAUAAAAACAU